AAAACACUAUCUCUUUAUUUUUUCCAGAGAGACAGAGAGAGAGAGAGAGUUGAAAAAUCCAAUCUUUUUGUGCUCGAGUAUUCAGAUUCGCCGGAAAAUACUCAACUUUCUCCAUUUCCGGCGAUUUCUAGCCGGCGUGUUCAGCUCAAUUCACGAAAUUGUUACUUGCGCUGAUGAGAUUUAUUUACAUAUAGAUCGAGAGAGUAAUGGAUAGGAUUCGAGAUGGUAGACGAGCUGCUGCUUCCAAUAUUCCGAACGGAUUAUCGCGACGGCGUCAUCGAACUAGCUCUUUCAGAGAUUCACCUGAGGACGAAGCGGAGAUGCAUGAACCGGCGAGAUUGCGAGAGAGAGGAGUGAAGAAAGAUCGAGAGAGAGAUCGAGAUCGAGAGAGGGAGCGGUCGAGGAGUAGUAAAAGGAGAAGAGCUGAUAGAUUGAUGAACGCCGCCGAUGAGAGCUCUGAGGAAGACGAGAGUGUGAAUGAUGAAGAGGAUGAAGAUGAUGACGUCUCCGCUAAUUUCUCCAGGAUGUUGCCGCCUCUGCCUACUCCGAUCUUAUCGCAGCCGUCGAUUUCGAGUAAUUAUAAUAAUCAUAACAAUUCGCAUAGUUAUAGUCAUAGUCAUCAUCAGAAUCUGAACCGGAAGAGUUUGUUAUCGGACGGUGGUAAGAUGUAUAAAGCGGCUGUUCCGGCGUGGAAAGCUGCCGCUGAUGAAAUGAUUGGUGUCUCUGUUCCUAGGAAGGCCAGAACUGCAUCAACGAAGAGGUCGCAUGAUUGGGUUUCUAGUGGUGGUGGAGGAGGAGAGCAGAUGAAUCACCGGCAAGCUUCAAGUUCGCCGGUUAGAGGAGGAAUUGCUAUGUCAACGCAGUCUGGGGCGGUUGUGAGGGAGGCUGUUCCUUUGUCGCCUCCUUCGUCUUCAAAUGUUUCGAUUAAGAAGAAAAUUAAAUCUAGUGGAGGAAUGAAGCCUAGACCACAACCAAGGUCUACGACAACUUCAAAGUCUUCGUCUUCCAAUAAUAAUCCGGAGGAGCUGGAAAUUGAGAUUGCUGAGGUUUUGUAUGGACUCAUGACUCAAUCUCAAGCUCCUCCAAAAAAUGAUUUAUUGUCGAAGAAUGAAUUUAAUAACAAAUCUAGUAGUGAAGCUAAAUCUCGAGCUUCUUCCCCAGUAUCUAAUUCUUCUUCAGCGGCUCCAAUAACUGCUGUUGCUCCGAAGAGGAAGAAGCCGCGACAAUUGUUAGAUAAUAAUUUUGUGGGUAGUUCAAGUACGCGAAGCAGUCCAUCAAUGAAGUUAGAAAUUGAUCAGACGGCAAGGUCUGAACUAAGUCCCCCUAAUCUGGAAAGGAAUUUUGGAUCUGCAGCUGAGAAUGGCGAAUCUGCAAAUUCAGGUAAAUCUGGUGCGGAAAAUAACCAACAUCUAUCAAAGUCUAUGAAGCUGGAAGCGGGCACGUUGUGUGAAUCGGCUUUAAUGGAAGAAGCUGGGGAAAGCCGAGAUGUGGUGUCAACAACCAAGGAAGAGGUUAAUUCUAUCAAGAAGGAUGUACCUGUGGUUAAAUUAAAAGAUGAUCCCAAGGAGAUGAUAGUGACAUCGAUGGCAACAUCAUCUAAUGUGAAAACAGCAGCUCCAGCAAUUGAGAAGAAUAGGGAGGAAAAAUAUCAGAUAGAUCUGAUGGCCCCACCUCCUCAAUCAAGAUCAUCACCUGAAAGGGACAGAGCUGUUAAUUUUAUGGGUGAUCAAAAUAUGAUGGUUUUUGAUAUGGAAAAGAAAAAAGAGAUGAGCAAUGCUAAAGAAACUGAUAAAGUGGGAAGUAGCAAGGAAGAUAUAGUGAUUCAUUCUGCUGAGAAAGUUGCAAAGACGGUAAUUGAAGAAGUUGAAUUCCAGAAAUCAUUUGUUAGCAAGGAGCGGAACAUUGAUCUCCAGUUAGAUUUGGAAAAAACGGGUAUGGACACUGUUAGCAACCCUCAAAAUGAUCAUGUUGUGAAAUCACAAGUACAGUUCUCUAAAGCUGCAUUCAAAGAAGAGCAGCAAAAUACGGACAAAAGUGCUCAAUCCAUCUCUUUGCCUUUGCCUAUGUCUGUUGCUAGCUGGCCUGGCGGAAUUCGUCCUCCAAUUGGGUACAUAGCACCACUACAAGGAGUUGUAUCAGUUGAGGGGGGUACCAUGCCUACAGCACCAGUUCAGCCUCUUUUCUCUCAACCACGGCCUAAGAGGUGUGCCACACAUUGUCAUAUUGCAAGAAAUAUUCACUAUUACCAGCAACUCAUGAAGAUGAAUCCUUUCUGGCCAGCGCCUUCUGGCACUACUGCUUCUAUGUUUGGAGCCAAAUCCUCCAAUCUCAAUGUUAUCCCCCCUACAGAACUACACGGUAACAGUUCUGGAAGGAGUCUGAACUCCAUGCAAGACAAGGGUCAUAGUCUUGCUAUCUUCCCAGGGAGUGCUGUAAAAGAAAAUUUUGCCCAACCUGCUAGCAUUGCGGAUGCUGGGCAUGCGAAGCAACAAAUUUUGCUUCAGCAAGCUAUGCCUCCAGUACCUCCCACUAAUAUGAUGCAUGGCCCUGCUUUUAUAUUCCCCUUCAAUCAGCAACAGGCGGCUGUUGUAGCUACUUCUGGAAGGCCUGCUUCGGUAAAAUCACCAACCACCACAGGGGGUCUACCUUCUACUGGUGCGCCAAACUCAGCUACUGUGGCUGCCUCGGCACCGACACCUGCAAGUGCACUAGGCUUUAACUACCCAAAUAUGGCUGCGAAUGAAACCCAGUACUUGGUGUUACAGAACAGUCCAUACCCAUUCCCAAUUCCAGCUGUUGGGGCACCACCAAAUUUUAGAGGCCAUGCUCAGCCAAUGCCAAUGUUCAAUGGAUCUUUUUAUCCUUCUCAGAUGAUACAUCCGUUGCAACUCCAGCAACAGCAAGUACCAACAACUCAGCAACAACAGCAAAUCCAACAGACUCAUCAGAACACAGGUGGCGGCUCCAUGUCUUCACAGAAGCAUUUGCAGUCCCAACAGCACCGUCCGCAAGGCAUUGCGAUCAAUGGUGGUGAAACUGGAAAUGGAGUCUUGCAGAACUUUGCUGCCCCUAAAAGUCGUUCCUCUCAGCAAUCACAGCAGCAUCAUAAUCAGCAUUUACCCCCUUCACAAGCAAGGCAGCAUGAAAGUGACGUAGGCGGUGAAGACAGCCCAUCAACUGCUGAUAGUCGAGGAUCUCGCGCACCAGUGAAUGUGUACAAUCAAAACUUUUCCAUGCCCAUUCAUCCCCAGAAUUUUGCUUUGAUGAACUCAUCUGCUGCUUCAGCUGGUGCUACGGUUGGCAGUGGUGGGAAUCAAAGUGAGAAGAAGCAAACACAACAUCUUCAGGGUUUCAAAUCAGGUGUUGAAUCCCUUUCAUCUCAAGCAUAUGCUAUGUCAUUUGGUCCCAUGAUUGGUUCCACUUCGGCUUCUGGAAUUGACUUGUCUUCCAUGUCACAAAAUCAUGCCAUCCUUCAGAGCUUACCAGAGGCUACUACAAGGCACAGCUAUCAUCAGAUUAUGCAGGCAGCAGCAACUGCCCAAGCUGUUCAGCAAAAGAAGAAUACUAGAUUGUCAGAAGAUGGUAAAAUUGGCGGUGCUGUUGCAUCCAGUGCAGAUGAAGAGAGGAAGGUGCUAACGGGCAAGGGUCCAGCUUCUAGUGGAGUACAGUCCAUUAGUUUCUCUAGACCAGACUUUGUUGAUGCAUCUGAAUCUGCAACCCCUAAAGAUAGUGCUUCCAACAGCAUGGCUCGAAUGCUGAACCUUGCACCUGGUGCUGCUCGAAUGCCUAAUGUUAUGAAUUUGGUUGGCCCUUCCAAUUCUCAGUUGCAUGCUCAGUUGCAACACCAACAACACCAACAGUUGAUUCAGAUGCACAACCAGCAGCAACAUCAACAGCAGCAACAACUAGCAGCUAACAUGACAGCUCGUAGCAAGACACCAUCAAGUAAUGGAAUUGCGUCGUCGGAGCACUUAACUUCAUCAUCAGUAGCUUCCAAGUUUCCAAAUUCAAUAUCCGGCUUUCCACCAAAUUUUGUUCAAAGCAGCAAUAACAGUAGUCCGACCCAAUCUUCGCAAUGGAAAAAUUCUAACAGAACUCCCACCUCCCAAGUUCAAUCAUCACUGGUCUCAUCAACGUCAUCCCCCAAAAAUCAUCAACAGCAGCAGACAAGAACCCUUCAAAACCACACUCAAAUAUCCUUUGGGACAAAUCAGAAACCAUCAGCAUCUCCAGGGCAACAGCAUCCUAAUAGCAGCCAGUCCCCAUCCCCACCAGUCGUAGUCGGAUCUCCUACCCAUUCUUCCCUUUCUAAAGGUGCUAACUCUAGCCCAAGAAUAAAUACUGCUUCGGCAAACAAGACUGGUCAAGCAUCUACAUUGUCUUCUCAGCAGACAAAGAAUUCGACAUCUGUUCCGAGCCAAAAGGCCUCUCCGGCGGGUGGGAGAAAUGUUCCAUCAGUUCUUGGGAACCCUCACAGUGCUUCUCUGAGUGCUACAACUAAAACACAAAUUCAGAUGCAGCAGCUGCAACAACAACAGCGACAGCAACAACAGUUUCAGCAGCAGUUAUCAAAGCAAACACUGCAGCAGGCAAUGUUUUUUUCAAAUCCUUAUUUUCAAGGCCAACCACCGAAUUCUGCUAGUUCUAAUACUUCAGCUGCCAGUGGUUAUAAUCUUCAAAGGAGGCAGCCUGAGCAACCACAGCACUCUCAGCAAUCUCAAGGAUCCUCUCCAAGUUCUUCCGGGAUGUUGUCUAUGGGUCCUCCACCAACACAAUCUAGUACCAGCACAACUGAUCCUGCAAAAGCCGCUGCUGCGGCUGCGGCCGUGGCAGCAGCCACGGCAGCUGCUAGCAGUAUGAAAGGAGGUGGUUUUUCCUCGCAGGGUAUUCUCCAUUCUCCCCAGUUUGGGGUACAGUCAUCAGGAAAUUCUCAUCAGUCACUGCCGGUUGGAUUCUCCUAUGGUCACAACGUACCAGCUGCGGUCCAAGUGAAGCCAGCAGAGCCAAAACAGCCAACUGAGCAGAAACAACCAGCUGCCUGACAAGGAAUAAAAGAAGAUACCGCAUUGUCGGAGCUUAGACUGUUCUUUGAAGGGAAUGGAUUGCCCUUUUGAACUGGCGACCCACAAUUUUGAGGAAGUUGAGUGAAGGAGAAGAUCUGCAGGGGCUGGACAUAAAUUAUAGCCUGUUAUGUGCCCUUGUGUGCGUAAGAUCUUCUUUAAUCUGCUAAGUUUGAUCACACAUUAAUCGAUAGUGAUGAAGUAAAGUAGCAGGGGAAGACCCAGAGCAGCGAUAUGCAUGGCAGAUAAUUUAACCAAGCUGAGUGGCAGAAUUGAUGAAGAAGUUCUGUUCCAUUCAUCCCUACUCUGCAAAUUAUACCUCUGGAGUAACUGUUAUAACCAUGAAAAUAGAAGAACGUUUAGAUUUGGCACAUAUAUAUGUAAUGGAGGGCUGUCCAUGUAUAUAUAUGUCUGGCACAUAUGAUAGUUAACCCCCUCUCAAAUUUUUUAAUUUAAUGGGUCCCCUUGUCUCUUUGUUUGAAUAUUUGUGAUUUGUGAUGAUAAUCUUGGAGAAAAAUGAGUUGUUUCUUUUGCCAGUA
Molecule: messenger RNA, 5599 nt
Organism: Daucus carota subsp. sativus
Lineage: Eukaryota; Viridiplantae; Streptophyta; Magnoliopsida; Apiales; Apiaceae
Product: protein TIME FOR COFFEE
Exons: 13
Coding region: 207-5042 (1611 amino acids)
Biological process (GO): regulation of circadian rhythm
Cellular component (GO): nucleus
Source: RefSeq, a predicted model, not a curated record